AGAGGCAAGUACAACAGCAUGCCUGCAGCGAGGCGGCCCAGCGGCUUAGCUGUGCCACUGUUUGACGGCAUAUGCAGUGACGAUUCUCGCCUCACGUUUGACGUUGAAGCAACAGAAGAGGAUAGGUGCUGAUGCCUGAUGACCGUCUCGAUGUGGUCCAAAGAACGCUGGCCUACCUACCACCGAGAGACGUUGGGAUGCGUGUACCCGAUCGGCCGGGGGUCAGCCAUAUUGACUAGCGCGAACCUGAUUUGCGCGCUAAUUAAGCGAAGAGGACUUUCCUGUCAUACUCUAUUCCUGCUCACAGCCGGCGCCGUGGCAUCUUUGGGAUCAGACCCCUGUCUGCACUGUCCCGUUCUCAUUCAUCCGUACAGUCACCCCCCCUGCUCGGCAUUCUAGCGCAAUCUGGCUUUCGGGGCUGGCACGCUCCACCUUUUGGUCUUUUACAAGACUCGCUACACCGCGCUAGAAUGCCGAGC
Molecule: messenger RNA, 479 nt
Organism: Trematosphaeria pertusa
Lineage: Eukaryota; Fungi; Ascomycota; Dothideomycetes; Pleosporales; Trematosphaeriaceae
Exons: 1
Coding region: 139-399 (86 amino acids)
Source: RefSeq, a predicted model, not a curated record